CCCUCACUUCACUUCACCACACACCACACUCACACACAGCAAGCCGGGCAGACACAAUGCCAGGACACGCAAACAAGAAGAGGCCAAUCGACGGCCGGCUACAGCGCCCGUCAAAGAAGCAAAAGCGACAGCAGCUGAAGCAAUAUCACAGCGAGUCCGAGGCCGAGGAAGAGGACCAGGGAUUCGAUCCGGUCAACCUGCUCGACUCGGACGACGAUAUCCACAAUGCAAAGGUCGACGAUGGCGCGGAGGAUGCUGGUGAUAGCGACUCGUCCAGCGCGGAGGAGGAGCAACCCAAGCUGAAAAGGGCUAUGAAGAUGAAGGCACAGCCCAAGAGCAAAAAGGCGCCGCCGCAGGAGGCAGACGAGGAGGACGAGGAUGAUGAUGAGGAGGACGAGGACGAGGAAGACGAGUCAAAUCUCGACGAGUUCGACCUCGAGGCCCGCUCAGCCGGCACCAAGUCAAAAGCGAAGCGCAACGACCCAACCGCAUUCGCGACGUCGCUGUCCAAAAUCCUAUCCACAAAGCUCUCCUCGUCGAAACGCUCAGAUCCCGUCCUGUCACGGAGCGCCGCCGCGCACGAGGCGUCCAAGGCCGCCGUCGACAGCGCCCUGGAAUCCAAGGCCAAGCGCCAGCUCAAGGAGCAGAAGCGCCGGGCCCUCGAGAAGGGCCGCGUCAAGGACGUGCUAAUCGCGACCGCGAGCGAGACCACGGGCGUGCCCGAGACGACGACGUCGGAGAUCCUCGACAAGGAGAAGAAGCUGCGCAAGGUGGCGCAGCGGGGUGUGGUGACGCUGUUCAACGCGGUGAGGGCGGCGCAGGUCAAGGCGACGGAGGCGGAGAAGAGCGCCAGGAAGGAGGGCGUCAUUGGCAUCGGGCAGCGCGAGAGCAAGGUCAACGAGCUGAGCAAAAAGGGAUUCCUGGACCUGAUUGCGUCGGGUGGAGGCGGGCUCAAGAAGGGCGGGCUGGAGGAGGCCUAGUUAUUGAGGCCGGGGCAGUCGUCAUGUAGGAAGAGAGAUGAGGUAUUCAUUAGGGCUCCAUCACCUGUAAAUGCAUUCAAGAUACCCC
This is a messenger RNA of Purpureocillium takamizusanense, 1068 nucleotides long. It is a transcript of the gene RRP15, whose product is annotated as pre-60S ribosomal particles component. The coding region runs from base 57 to 980 and encodes 307 amino acids. The record is from RefSeq and is a predicted model, not a curated record. Gene Ontology annotation, biological process: maturation of 5.8S rRNA; maturation of LSU-rRNA. Lineage: Eukaryota; Fungi; Ascomycota; Sordariomycetes; Hypocreales; Ophiocordycipitaceae. The transcript has a single exon. Gene Ontology annotation, cellular component: preribosome, large subunit precursor.